Molecule: messenger RNA, 2183 nt
Organism: Cylicocyclus nassatus
Lineage: Eukaryota; Metazoa; Nematoda; Chromadorea; Rhabditida; Strongylidae
Source: the annotation of a GenBank genome assembly
AUGUUACCGUCACAAAACUUCUACAGUUCUCUAAGCGAUGGCUUCCACAACUAUUUAUCCAGCUCUCUUUCAACCACUUUAUCUAGAUCUCUUUAUAUUGGCGAUGAGCUUAUCAACCUAGUUGGAACAACUGCAAGCUUCAUAGCAGAAAUGGGAUCGUCGAGGGUUGGUAAGCUCCAGCGGCUUUGUACAGGAUCCCAGAUACAAGCAUGUGCUUCACCUUUACGUUUGAGACAAUCAAGAAACCAUGCUUUGUACCAGCGCCAGCAGUGUGAGAAGCAUGGAAAAUUGAUUGGCAUAAAGGUAAUGGGUGAAGAUUUUGCUUCAGACCCGUGCUCUCUGGACCAUCAUCCCAAGUGCAUGCCUAUCAGAACAGCCAAAGGUUCAGCAGAUAGGGCUGUUUACAAAAUCUGUACAUUCACCCUCAAAAAAAUGCACUCCCGCAAGACUACGAGAGCUGACGCAGUCUCAGUUGCUAGUAGUAUUGAAUUUCAUGACGCUAUAAUCGAUGAGAAUUUUGUUGACGGGUAUCGCAAAGCCAAAAGAGAAAAGGAGAUCUUUGAGUCGCAAAAAGGCGGUUUGAUUGAGAGAUGGAUACGGCACUUUACUGAUAGAGCGUUGUUGAAACGCCUUGAGGCUUAUGAGGACUCGGAACUCAAGACGUUUAUUGCUCAAAAACUAUUCAAAGUAGACGGAAUACUAUGUGACGAGCAGACGCGUCUGGAGCUGAUACAGAAUAUGGUUGCUCGCUCUGAAUUUUUCGAACUUGAUGAGGCCGAUCUGGUUAGGAAAUACGGAGAAGAAAUGACGGGAUGGUUGAGAGAUCGUCUGGUUCCUUCCCUCAGCGAAUGUAGCAGCGUUCUUUUCAAAGCUGCCUCACAUUUCAAUCGACUCAAAAGUCGCGAUCCCCUUCACAAUUGGUUCCGCCAUCCAGCUGAGGUUUCGACACAAAUAGCUGCGCGCAUCUCACGAUUUGCUGCUCAAAUGACGGACAGAGUGCGCUGGUCCUUGCUCAUUGAACCAGGCAAGAUCAACUGUCAUGUGAUGGAAUUCACCGCAGAGUUCAACCGCUUGGAGUCAUUCUUUUCCAACAACGAACUCACCCCAGAAGAAGCCGCGCAGACCGCAUUCAACGCGAAUUAUCUCACAAAAGCUAGAAGUAAACUGAUACCAUGCUGUGACGUAACACGUGUACAUCUGCUUUCUAACGAAUCGCGUCAGGAGGACAGAGCUGAAGUGAUCGAAGACAUUUUCUCAGCCGAACACACGACCGAGGUGUCCUUGACAUCGUCAAAAACAUACGGUACCCCUGACUUCAUACACGCAAAUUACGUACAUGGAGGACCGCUUUUGAACACAUUCAUAUGUACUCAGGCGCCCUUGCAAAAUACACAGGCUGAUUUUUGGAGAAUGGUGUAUCAAGAGAAGUCAAAAUUUAUAAUAAUGCUGUGCAGCGCAGUAGACAAGCAUUCACUUGGUCCACUAGAUCAUUCUCCGUCCCCUCACUGCUUAUAUUACUGGCCCAGGUCGGUAGGAGAAUCUCAACGCUUUGGUUCACUGAUGGUUCGUAAUGUUCGCGUCGAUGGCACGGUAGACCCGUUAUUUAACGUCACUUACUUGGAGUUGCGACCUAUUAACAGUGACAACGAGGCUGACGUGCACACAGUCGAACACUGGCAGUGGGACUGGCAGCAGAUGAGCGAUGUCCAUUGGCCUUUUCGAGUGCUGAGAAAAGCUCGGCUCCAGAAAACUCCGACAAUCGUGCAGUGCCUGGACGGUUGUGGCAGAAGUGGCACUUUGGUGGCGAUAGAAACAGUACUUAUGCAGUUUUUGAGAGGUUCUCCACUCGAAGACGACACGGUUUUCUUAUCUACCGUAUUUGUUCGCCUUCAACGUCGCCUGGCUGUAUCGUCUGCCCUACAUUAUCUUUUCAUAUAUCGGACUGUGUUGCACUGGAUCGCUCCAUAUGUCACAUCAAUCUACCAACGUUUUGCAUUAGGCUUAUCAUGGCCAGGAGUCGGUUUCAUAGCAAAAUAUGAGUCGAUGGUGAAAAAUUUGUCAAAAAUUGCACCUGCCUACUGAGAUGAUCAUAAUGCAUGUUCUAUUUAUUAAAUUGCUUGAGAAUAAAUUUUUAUAUGCUCUGAGAAGUUUUGAACGGCAGAUCGCGUAUGUUUAAUCGAAAC